AUGAGCACAACAGAACCAUCACCAAUACCAACGUCGUCUUCCAGCCGACCUCAAUCAGCUCCCCCUCCCUGGUCGACUCUGCCAAGUCAGCCUACCGGAAGCAGCACUUCAAGCGUCACAUACAGCAUCAUUGCGACUGCGGCAGGGUUGCUUAAUGAGUCUUUCACAGCUCCUUUGUCGUGUGCAGGAAUAAGGCAGUUGAAUUCGACAGUAACAACCAAGCCGGACGGUGGCUUGCAGUCAUCAUGGGGUUGGCUCUAUGCAGCAGGAUGCAUCCCCGACAUGGUCGACAGUAGCUGCUUACCGUAUAUCUCGGGACAGCGCUAUGGCUAUGAGACAGCAUUAGAUGGCAAAAGCGCCGAUGCCCAUUUGCCUGUCUUUUCACCUGCGCUAGGUUGCCCGGUUGGGUAUUCUUCAGCUUGCACAAUGAUGACUGGUGUCUCGUGGAUGUUGAAUGCGGGGCAGACUGCCGUAGGUUGCUGUCCAUCAGGGUAUCAAUGUGAGCCCACCGGCAUCUCUUGUUUCUCUUCCGCGACACCUGGCGCUCUGGUCACUAACACAGCCUGCUCUAACGAUGGCUCAUCGCCGCUAACAGCGAGUAUUGGCUCUAGCACCAUUGCGAUAGGCUGUGCCCCGAGAGUUGUUUAUAUACGGAAUGUGGAAGCCGAUCAUGGCCUUUCAAGUGGCGCGAAAGCAGCAAUAGGAACUUGUGUUGGGUUGGCGGUCAUUACAAUAACUCUCGUCGGGUAUAUACUAUCAAGGCGUCGUCGCCGCCAACGCCGCAAAACCACAGCAACUACAAACGAAAAGAGCGAACAUGAGCUAGAAGGGAGUUCCGAGCUUACCGUUGAGCUGCAAGGAGACAUGAAGGCAUUUAAAGCAGAGGCUGAUGGAAAAGAUAACGAAAUGGAAAUCUACGAACUUGCUGACACGGGUGUUGUGGAAGUUCCGGAGGACGCAUUCUCACCGGUCGAACUUGACAACAAUAACUUUCAUGAGACCCAACCAACCAUUACCAUCAAGGAUACAGCGAUGGCAGACCGCUUGGGGACUCCAGACGUGAUCCUUUCUCCGCUAAGUCCUCAUGAUGAGGCAUCUGCCUUAGAGCCACAGGCCACAACCAAACGAUUUUCUUUUGAAAAAGGUCACUAG
Molecule: messenger RNA, 1152 nt
Organism: [Torrubiella] hemipterigena
Lineage: Eukaryota; Fungi; Ascomycota; Sordariomycetes; Hypocreales; Clavicipitaceae
Source: the annotation of a GenBank genome assembly